Aspergillus calidoustus is the source of this 8175-nucleotide messenger RNA. The record is from the annotation of a GenBank genome assembly. NCBI's taxonomy places the organism in Eukaryota, Fungi, Ascomycota, Eurotiomycetes, Eurotiales, Aspergillaceae.
CGGGGGCUGCUCCUUCAACGAAAGGAGUAUGAUUCCCACCACGCCACCAUAGGCACAGCAGAGGCUCCAUCUGGCCGCCCAUCUGUCGACUAAGCCGGCAAUCUAGUCUUGAUCCUGUUGGCGCAGUACUGGUGGGUUAGGAAGGAUCUUCGCUUGCUUUUUCUCUUUCAAGGCACUAUCAAUCCCUCGCUGACCCUCCUUUCUAUCAGUAUACUACAGCUAAUAAUGAUUUCUCCGGUCCUAUAGUUUGCGCUUUUCCUGCAGCUCCUCGGAAAUAUACUCGGGCAUAUGAUUUCUUCUUUUGCGCUUUCUUCUGCCCAUUCUCUUUUUAUUCUCUUACUGCCGCUGCUAAACCUUCGUCCGGAGGCUUCUUCUUCUCUUCUUCUACAGUUGCCCUCCUCUCUAUCGACAGUGCGGCAUCUCCGGGGUGGAAACCGUUGACCCGAAGCAGAUUCGUUGGGCUCCUCACUUAGGUUCUUGAGCUGGUCUCUUGUACAUUGUUAAAUUUCGCACACCUUUAGUCAAAUUCCGGACACAUGUGGACUGUCUGAAGUUACCGGCUAUCAGUUACCGUCAACCAUGAAGUGGGCAACUUCAAGCUCGCUGCUUGCCCUGCUCGCAGGGACUGCAACAGGCUGGCCCUACGAGGAGUCUUUGGUCGACUACAAUCUCAAUGUGAACAAGAAUGCCGCCACUCCAGCCGACUACACCGCACCAGAAUGGCCGAAUCACAAAUACAUGCCUUCGCCGGACAACUGGAGGUUUCCAUUCUACACCCUCUUCCUAGAUCGAUUUGUCAACGGUGACCCUACCAACGAUAAUAUCAAUGGCACGCUUUUCGAACAUGACCUAAACUCGAAUCAAAUGCGACACGGCGGUGAUGCACAAGGCUUGGUUGAUACACUUGACUACCUUCAAGGAAUGGGAAUCAAGGGCAUCUAUCUCGCAGGUACCGUUCUCAUGAAUCAACCUUGGGGUGCGGAUGGUUACUCGAUCUUGGAUACAACAUUGUUGGACCAGCAUUUUGGCACGAUUCAAACUUGGAGAAACGCAAUCGAUGAAAUCCAUAAGCGAAAGAUGUACGUGUUGUUUGACAACACUAUUGCAACAAUGGGCGAUUUGAUUGGCUUUGAAGGCUAUUUAAAUGUCACUACCCCAUUCUCCGUCAAGGAACACGAAGCCCUUUGGAAAACUGACCGCCGCUAUGUUGAUUUUGAUAUCGGAAACGAGUACAACAGAACUUGUGAAUAUCCUAGAUUCUGGAACGAGACUGGUUGGCCAGUUGAUAAGGAUGCCCGCGAUCAGCUUCAGGGCUGUUAUGAUAGCGAUUUUGACCAGUAUGGUGACAGGGAGGCGUUUGGUGUCUACCCAGACUGGGAGCGUCAAUUGGCCAAGUUUGCUUCAGUGCAAGAUCGUCUCCGUGAAUGGAACCCAAGCGUCCGAGAGAGAUUGAUCAGACACUCUUGCAUGAUAAUCAAAGCUCUGGAUAUUGAUGGCUUCCGCUAUGACAAGGCCACACAAUCUACCGUUGAUGCUCUGGGAGACAUGUCAAGUGCUUAUCGGGAGUGUGCUCGAGACGUUGGCAAGGACAAUUUCUUUCUACCUGGGGAAAUUACAGGCGGGAAUAACUUUGGUGCAAUCUACCUUGGGCGUGGCAGACAGCCAAACCAAUACCCCGACUCUGCAAUGGAUUCAAUGCGGAUGGACAACAAGUCUGAUCAUCAGUACUUCCUUCGUGAGGACGGCCUACAGGCCCUUGAUAGCGCGGCCUUUCACUAUUCAACCUAUCGCUCACUUACUCGGUUUCUUGGGCUUGAUGGCAAUCUCGCUGCUGGUUACGACACCCCUGUUGACUGGACUGAUGCUUGGAACGUGAUGGUGAUGACCAACGACAUGAUCAACGCGAAUACCGGAAAAUUUGACCCACGCCACAUGUAUGGUGCCACGAAUCAAGACGUGUUCCGCUGGCCAGCGCUGGAGCAAGGCAUUGAGAGGCAGCUGUUGGGGAUGUUUAUCACCACCCUACAUCUUCCUGGAAUUCCGCUCUUGCUUUGGGGGGAAGAGCAAGGUUUCUACAUAUUAGAUGCAACAGCAGAUAAUUACGUUUAUGGCCGUCAGGCCAUGUCCCCGGCCACGGCAUGGAGAACCCAUGGUUGCUUUGCAUUGACUGCAGGCCAAUACUACAAUUGGCCUAUCGGUCAGGGGCGCGAGGGUUGCCAUGACGAAACAGUUGCCUACGAUCACCGCGAUCCUUCCCACCCUAUCCGGAAUAUUAUCAAACACAUGUACCAACUUCGACAGGAUUUCGAGGUUUUGAAUGACGGAUACUCUGUUCAAAAGCUGUCUAAUCAAACUCGAGAGGUGUUCUACCCGGGCUCAAAUGGUACGGCCACAGAGAUUGGCGUGUGGUCUGUCCUGAGAGAUGCGGUAUAUAAAGUCCAAGAGCUCGACGACAACCAGCCAGUCUGGCUGGUAUAUCAGAAUGACAACACGACGGUUGAGUACAAGUUCGACUGCAGCGACAAUGACACAGCCUUGAUCUCCCCUUUCGCCACCGAAACCACUGUUGUCAAUCUGUUCUACCCGCACGACGAGUACGACUUGAAAGACAGCCCGAUGAAGCUCCAUCUCAACGGCUCCAAAGAGUUCAAUGGCUGCCUCGAUUCACUGACUCUAAAACCUUUCGAGUUCAAGGCAUUUGUUCCCAAGAGCCGGUUUGUUCGACCCGGACCCAUGAUUACCAGAAUAACACCAGGGCAUGAUCAACCCCUCAUCUCCAAAGUCGCAUCCGACGAAGCAGAGGAUAUUGAUGUGAGCAUCUACUUCUCCACCGAAAUGGACUGUGACUCCGUCACGAAGGCCAUCUCGGUCCGGUCCACGACAGAGUCCGGAAGAACAGCUUCUAUUGACAAGAACCAUGUCAAGUGCAAGAAAAUGGACCCGAGUGAGACGCAAUGGACUGCUCAACUUCCUAGCACAUGGGUAUGGACGUCGAAACUGACGGGAGCCUAUAACGGCAUUCAUCGUCUGACUGUCACCAAUGCUACUACUGAGAAUGGUGACCACUCUACAGAAGCGGUUGAUCACUUUCUCAUCCGCGUCGGCCAGGCCGAAAACCCCAUGGUAUCUACCGCAGCAAAUUACUCCACCGACCUCCUCCACCAGUAUGACAAUGGGACGCUCUACAUACGACAUAAAGCCGCAGGUGCCGACAAGUACCGGUACUCGACCAACUGGGGUAGCUCUUUCUCUGACUGGCGAGAUUACAAGGGUGGCGAGGAGAUGAUCGAAGAACAACCCUGGUCUGGGACAGACAAGCAGAAGUGGCAAGGAAAGCACGUGCGAGUCGAAUACUGGAGCAAGUUGACUGGCAGCAGUAGCUAUGUCCAGGAGGGCGACUAUGGUGUUGAUCGCCAGCGACGUUUCCCUCAUCUCUUCUUCAAUGGACCGUACAACCAGUACGGUUACGAUGCUGGUUUGGACAACGAGGUGAAACAAGACAUUGACGGCUAUUGGAAGUACAGACUUCGAGUGGAGUUCCCAGCCCAGGGACAGUUCAACGUUUGGGGCAUGAACCCGGAUGGGGAGCCCGACCAAAGCUUUGUUUUCGGCGACCUUGAUGCCGACGGAGUACUUGAUCGCAUGCCACCUUCAUCACUGAGCCAGCUUUCUGUCAACAUUACCGAACGGCCACCGUCUUCGUACCUGUCAUGGGAUCUUUGGAUCGACGAUGGCACCCAACGAAUCCAUUUCCAGCCGUCAGGGUCCAGAAACAUUCAGCUGGCUGUCUAUAUCCUCCUUUGGCUUGUGCCUCUUGUGACGGCCGCAGGGUGUGUAUAUGUUUUCAUGAAGUCUUUCUAUCAGGUCAAGUUCAAUCAGGUUGGAAUCAGUGAGAAGAAAUCGCUUUUUCCGUUCCUGUUCUCCAGGAAUAACUCCACCAAUCCCCUUGUUCGGCUCGCCAACAAGUCCGGUUUCCUCCAAAGCACACCUGCUUUCGGAACAGGAUCCUCGCAAAGGCGUUCAGUUCUCAUCGCCACUAUGGAGUACGACAUUGAGGAUUGGGGCAUCAAGAUCAAAAUUGGCGGGCUUGGGGUUAUGGCUCAACUGAUGGGGAAGAAUCUGGGGCAUCAAGAUUUGAUUUGGGUCGUUCCAUGCGUGGGAGGCGUGGACUAUCCAGAGGACCAACCCGCGGAGCCAAUGUUUGUGACAGUCCUUGGAAAUGUCUAUGAAGUGAAGGUCCAGUAUCAUGUGCUGAACAACAUUACUUAUGUUCUUCUGGAUGCUCCUGUGUUCCGUCAGCAAUCAAAGGCUGAACCCUACCCUGCCCGCAUGGACGACCUUGACAGCGCGAUCUACUACUCCGCCUGGAAUCAAUGUAUCGCCGAAACCAUCAAACGUUUCCCCAUCGAUCUUUAUCAUAUUAACGACUAUCAUGGUUCUAUCGCCCCGCUUUACCUUCUCCCUCAGACGGUUCCAGUGUGUCUCUCGCUACACAAUGCAGAGUUCCAAGGCCUCUGGCCCAUGCGAACCCAGAAGGAAAGAGAUGAGGUAUGCUCGGUCUUUAAUAUCGAGGUCGAUGUUGCAAGGCGAUAUGUCCAAUUCGGCGAGGUCUUCAACAUGCUUCAUGCCGGUGCAAGCUAUCUUCGUGUUCAUCAACAAGGGUUCGGCGCUGUGGGAGUUUCGAGGAAAUAUGGAAAACGUUCCUACGCUCGUUAUCCAAUUUUCUGGGGCCUUAAGAAAGUUGGGAAUCUUCCAAACCCUGAUCCCUCGGACACUGCCGAAUGGAACAAGGAGCUGCCUAAGGAUAGUGAUAUUCAGGUGGAUCCGACCUACGAGGCAAGCAGAGCGGAGCUCAAGCGCCAGGCACAAGGGUGGGCUGGUCUUGCUCAAAACCCUAACGCCGACCUUCUAGUCUUCGUGGGGCGAUGGUCAAUGCAAAAAGGAAUCGAUUUGAUUGCUGAUGUUAUGCCUGCCGUCUUGGAAGCCCGUCCCAAUGUCCAGUUGAUCUGUGUUGGCCCGGUUAUUGAUCUCUAUGGAAAGUUUGCUGCCCUCAAGCUAGAUCGAAUGAUGAAGCUCUAUCCUGGACGUGUGUACUCGAAACCUGAGUUCACUGCACUUCCUCCCUUCAUUUUUUCUGGCGCUGAGUUUGCUUUGAUUCCUUCGCGUGAUGAACCAUUUGGAUUAGUAGCCGUUGAAUUCGGCCGUAAAGGAGCCUUGGGCAUUGGAGCAAGGGUGGGUGGUCUUGGCCAGAUGCCAGGUUGGUGGUAUAACGUCGAGUCCACAACCACUGCCCAUCUUCUUCACCAGUUCAAAUUGGCUAUUGGAAGUGCGCUCAGCUCUAAGCCUCAAGUCCGGGCAAAAAUGCGUGCAAGAUCUGCAAAACAGCGGUUUCCUGUUGCUCAAUGGGUUGAGGAUCUGGAAAUUCUCCAGUCAACGGCGAUGCGAAUUCACAGCAAGGGCCUAGUCAAAUCCAACGGCCAGCCAUACAUGCCCUCUGGGUACAACACCCCGAAUGGAAUGAUGACACCACCAAUUGCCUCGACAGGAACUGUGACCCCGACUGGAGUACAGACGCCUCCUCUAGCUCACUCUCGUUCAGGAAGCUACUCAAACAUCAACCGCUUGAGCGCCUAUGGGCCUCAACAGCGGAACACAAUUGUCUACAGCAGGGAUCCUAGUCCAGGUGGUGAUGAGCAACAUAGAUCCAGCUUUGGCCGACAUCUAUCCCUUGGUGUCCGCGCUGGACCUGGACAUCUGAUCCGCCGUGGUCGCCGCAGGCUGAGGAGAAACAGCCAAGCUGGGACGGACGAAAACGCAAGCGUUUCCAUGACCGAAGAGAGCAGUGAUGACGACUUUAUCCCGAGUUUCUACGGUGAAUCAGAAUAUACCCUUACUCCUGAACAAGCAGAGGAAGCUCGCCGAGAGGACAUCGCAGCGCAGCAGGAGACCCCCCAUUCUACCGUCAGGGACUUUUUCAGUCGGAGACACUCCAGCCAGAGCUCAAUUUUUUCUCGUUCGAUGCUAUCCCCCGCGAGCUCGACGACCUUUGAUGGGGAUGAAACUCUCGUACCACCUGCACCACCAUUUUCUCAACCCGGAAACCGUCUCAGCAGUGCGUCUGUCCUCUCUGUCGAUUCGAUCAUUGGGGAGAAGAAAGACUACAAGCUGCAAAAGGUUGACCCGUCGUUUACGGACAGCACUGGGGAGUUCUAUAGGGUGUUCGAAGCCAAGCUUGAAAGACUGAACGGCGCCAAUUCUGAAUCACAGCUUUGUAUCGAAGAGUAUCUCGAGAAGAGUGAGAAGAAGUGGUUUGACAGAUUCCGUGACGCAAAGCUCGGCCGCAACCAGUCGCCUUCAUCAUCAGUCUUCCGCACCAAGUUCGAGGGCUCUUCGCCUAUGGCAAUUUCAAACGAGGAGGUCGGAUCGCGUGAAAGUGGAAGCCCUCCCAGGAGGCCAGACGAAUUCCUCCUUGGAAACGACUACGUUCCGCCCUCUGGUCUCAGGAAGUGGAUGCAAGUGCGAAUCUUUGACUGGCCAAUCUACUCUUUCAUCCUUGGUCUUGGACAGAUUAUCGCGGCCAAUUCGUAUCAGAUUACACUGCUCACUGGCGAAGUCGGCCAGAGGCCUGAAAAGCUCUAUGGAAUCGCGACUGUCUACCUCGUGAGUUCUAUUAUCUGGUGGUUCUUGUUUCGCUUCUGCAAAUCUGUUGUGGUACUGUCUCUUCCUUGGUUGCUCUAUGGUCUCGCAUUUGUUUUCAUUGGAAUCGCACAUUACGAAAGUGAUGGGUUUGCCAGAGCUUGGAUUCAGAACGUGGGCGCUGGAACGUACGCUGCGGCUUCAGCCAGUGGUUCACUAUUCUUCGCCCUCAACUUUGGAGAUGAAAGCGGUGCCCCAGUCAAGGAGUGGGUGUGGCGUGCAUGCAUCAUUCAAGGCACUCAGCAAGCCUAUAUCAUCGGUCUGUGGUACUGGGGAACGUCCAUCUCACAAGCAGUUACUAGCGGCAUUCCCAAUGUCCAGUCUCAUAUUACGGAGACCUGGAGAAUGACGGCCCUUUGUAUGCCUAUAGCAGUUUUCCUCUGGAUCCUUGGUCUCCUUGUGUUUUUCGGUCUACCGAACUAUUAUCGUCAGACACCUGGAAAGGUUCCAUCUUUCUAUCAGUCGGUAUCCCGUCGCAAGAUUAUCCUGUGGAACUUCGUGGUUGUCAUUUUACAGAACUUCUUCCUUAGCGCACCCUACGGAAGAAACUGGAGCUUCCUUUGGAGUUCAGUCCAUGCCGAUGCGUGGCAAAUCGGGCUUCUCGUCGUUCUCUUCUUCGGCUUCGUCUGGGUCGGCAUUCUGUUCGUAUUCGGCUACCUCUCGAAAUCCCACAGUUGGAUCCUGCCAGUCUUUGCCUGCGGUCUCGGGGCUCCCCGCUGGGCACAGAUCUGGUGGGGUGUCUCAGGAAUGGGUCUGUUCCUACCCUGGGCCGGCAGCUAUACAAGCGGAGCCCUUGUAUCCCGCAGUCUCUGGCUGUGGCUGGGUAUCCUGGACUCGCUUCAAGGCCUCGGCUUUGGCAUGAUUCUGCUCCAAACCCUAACCCGGAUGCACAUCUGCUUCACCCUCCUUGCAUCUCAAGUGCUGGGCUCAAUCGCGACUAUCUGCGCUAGAGCAUUUGCUCCGAACAAUAUCGGUCCUGGACCAAUUUCGCCUGAUGUCACUGAUGGCGCUAGCUCUGUCGCUAAUGCGUGGUUCUGGAUUUCUCUGUUCUUCCAGUUGUUGAUUUGUGCCGGUUUUCUACUGUUCUUCCGGAAAGAGCAGCUCACAAAACCAUAAAGGGCUUCUCAGCAGUGCCACCGUCAGCAUAUACUACUCAAAUCAAUAAAGGGACUCCACAUAUGACGCCCCUUGUACAUUAUCCGAACCGGUCCUCAUGACAAUCCAUCCACCGGCUUCGCUAUCCAAACGACCUCUCUAUCUAUCUGCAUAUUCUCGCAAUUCUUGACGAUAUUUUACCCUCUAAUGGGGAAACGACUUCGAGUCCACCUAAUGAACCGGAUGUUGAAUGUUAAUAUGGUCCAUCACCUAAUCAGCUUGUCCGCUACUCACUCACGACACGUAUGGGGCAAGACAUGUAUUUAAUGAUUCUUUUUUCUUUUUCUUUUUCAAUCUGUUGCUGUUUCCCUACUUCAUUUUGUC